Molecule: messenger RNA, 2818 nt
Organism: Plodia interpunctella (Indianmeal moth)
Lineage: Eukaryota; Metazoa; Arthropoda; Insecta; Lepidoptera; Pyralidae
Gene: Ppat-Dpck
Product: Bifunctional Phosphopantetheine adenylyltransferase - Dephospho-CoA kinase
Exons: 11
Coding region: 233-1837 (534 amino acids)
Biological process (GO): coenzyme A biosynthetic process
Molecular function (GO): ATP binding; dephospho-CoA kinase activity
Source: RefSeq, a predicted model, not a curated record
UCAUUCCUGUAAAUACAUUUUGAUUGUAGUGUCUAGGUGUAAUUGCAUUCAUCCUCUUCUUUCGAUGAAUGUAUUUCUUACAUAUAUAAUUUCAACAAAAACAGUGCAUAGGUAGCAAUAAUAUCAUAUUUAUAUUUAUUGACUUAAUAGAUUCAAAGAAAAAGACAUUAAGUGGUUGGAUAGGCUUGAACAAGAUAACAAAUAACCUUUGGACUUUGAUAGCAGAUCUGUAAUGAAUGCCUUUGGGAUAUCAUUUACAGCUGCUUUUGUGUCUAUAUGUUUGUCAUAUUUACUUUUAGUUUAUAAUAAAGAAACAGUCACAAUGGCUAAAAACGGUCUACUAUUUGUGUCUUCGGCUGCAAAAGCUAGUGCAUGCUUGAAGUCCUCAAAGUAUGUGAAUAAAAUGCUUUAUAUCAAAGUGAAGGGGACAAGUCAGAGUUUAUUACCAGUUAUGAGUAAACAAAUUAUAGAAGUUUAUUCUAAGGCAUCAUCACAAUGUAGUAAAAUAGAUGUAAGACUUAUACUAAAACCACUGGAAACACAAUCAGCGGUGAAAACCAAUCAUCCUAUAGAUCUAGUAUUGUAUGACAAUGAAUUAUCGAAAGAAGUGGAAGUCCUGAAAAAAUCAGUGGCGGCAUUAAAAACAGAUCAAAUUCCUAAAGGCAUAGAUGUGUCAAAUAGUAUAGAUAGCCAAGUAAGUGAUGAACCGGUAAAGAGGUAUGAAUAUGUGGCACUCGGAGGCACAUUUGACCGAUUGCACAACGGCCACAAGAUUCUCCUGUCCGAAGCUGCUCUGCGUACCACCAAGCAUCUCACGGUGGGAGUAACUGAUGUUAAUAUGAUUCAGUCAAAAAAGCUAUGGGAGUUGAUAGAGCCCGUGGAAAAGCGGAUAAAAGCAGUUUUGGACUUUCUGACUGACAUAAACCCUGGUUUAGAGUACCAUGUGGUCCCCAUACAAGAUAUUUAUGGACCAACCAAAGAUGAUCCCAGGUUUGAGAUGCUAGUAGUAAGCGAGGAGACAGUCCGAGGCGGUGUUAUGGUGAACGAGAAACGGAGAGAGAACGGCCUGCCGCCUUUAGAUACUCACGUGAUCUCCUUGGCCCCGGACUCCAAUCCGAACCGUGCUCAGGAUGAGGAGGAGAAACUCAGCUCGUCCAAUCAGAGGAUGCGGUUACUUGGGACCAUGCUAAAACCGCCUUCGCCAAACCCCAACAUUCCCACCUGGCCGUACGUCAUCGGUCUGGCGGGAGGGAUCGCCAGCGGAAAGAGCAACAUUGCAGAAAAACUUAAGGCUAAAGGAGCGGCGAUAGUGAACUGUGACGUCAUAGCGCACGAACUGUACAAGCCGGGGCUCCCCCUCAACUCGACGCUGGCGCAUACGUUCGGGAAACACAUCAUCACAGAGACAGGAGAGGUCGAUAGGAAGAAACUGGGGUCCAUUGUGUUUGGAGACCAGACGCAACUAGAGAAACUCAACUCGAUAAUCUGGCCGGCGAUAAUCGCCGAGGCCGAGAAUCGAAUCCGGGCGCUCGGACAAGAUGGGUACAAGGUGGUGGUGAUGGAAGCGGCCGUGAUGGUGCGGGCCAAGUGGUACUCGCGCUGCCACCAACUAUGGGCCGUCAUUAUACCGCCGGCUGAGGCUGUGAAAAGGCUACAAAAGCGUAACGCCCUCACUGAAGAGGAAGCGAAGCAACGCAUUGCGUCCCAACCAUCAAACGCCGAACAGAUAGAACACGCCAAUAUUGUAUUCAGUCCGUUUUGGAGCUACGAAUACACUCAAGCGCAGAUAGACCGGGCAUGGGAUUCUUUGGAAGAGCUCCUGCGUCACAGGAAAUGAAAAAUAGUCUGUAUUGCUAUUACGCUAUUGGUCAAUUUCCUAUUAAGUAAAGAUUUAGAUGGAAACUAUAUUAAACCCGUCGCCUAUUGACCGAUACCAGACUACCGGUUCACGUAUCUCCGCGAUCGAGGGAUUAAUAUGCAAUUUAAAUAAGUUUGAAGCAAAGUAUUCCGAUUUAAAAAAAAUUCAUUCUAUUUUAGAAAAAAAAUCUGUCAUAUUAUUUUCUGUUAUUGCCAUGUCGAUAUUCGUAGCUGGUAAUGAGGAAUUUUAGCACAGAUAUUUUAGUUGAUUAUGCUUUCGAGAUCCGGACGACAUCACAUUGUACUUGAAAUGUCAUAAAAAUGCAACCAUAACAAUAAUCGAAACGUAUUUCAGACAAUAAAAAAUAAAUAUCUUCGUAGGUACCUUAAAAUAGACUCAAAUGUAAUUACCUUAGAAUUCUAAUUUGUUUGACUUUAUCGGAUGCGGUAUAUAUUAAUUUUAAAAGGCUAUAGAAUAAAAAAAAAAAAAAAAGUGUAUUUUAUCCUGUCCUAUAUAAAUUUUGCAAUCGACUUUUGGAAAGGAGACAUUAGACUUAUUUACAUAUUAGGUUUGUAGAUAGCUAUCUCUCUCGCACAGUACCCAUUGUGACGUUUACAGCCUAUGCCUUAGGUGCGUAAAAAGACAAAUAAGUGUCAAUAGUGUCGGUGAAUUUUUAUAUUGAAUUAUAAACUUAAAAUCGAAAUCUUUACAUGCCUAUUACAAAUUAUUUAAAAAAUCUACAAUAUGAUAUAAUGUGUUUUUCAAUAAAAUAUGAAACAACAUUAAAAUACAAACAAACGGAGUAAGUAUAUCACACGUUUUGUUAUUAGGUAAGUAUAAGAUUUGAAUAUAACUGUAUAUUAAACAGACUGAUCAAAGCCGUAUAACGGAUAUGUAUAUAUAAUAAGAUACAUGUUGAUAUAAUUAUGUUGGUACAAAUAAAAAUAUAUUUAUCAUAAA